Messenger RNA from Naumovozyma dairenensis CBS 421, 1770 nucleotides. It is a transcript of the gene THP3, whose product is annotated as Thp3p. NCBI's taxonomy places the organism in Eukaryota, Fungi, Ascomycota, Saccharomycetes, Saccharomycetales, Saccharomycetaceae. Gene Ontology annotation, cellular component: nucleus. The record is from RefSeq and is a predicted model, not a curated record. The transcript has a single exon. Bases 1 to 1770 code for a protein of 589 amino acids.
AUGCAUCCUUCUUAUAAUCAAGUAACUCCAUUAACUUUAGGUAAAUCAAAUAGAGCCAAACUUAAUAGUGGAUCCCUGACCAACGCAAACUCAAAGACUAAUAUGACCGACACAAUCAUACAGAAAAGCAAUAUUAUGUAUAAUAACUCAACAUUACCUUCUCCUCCUCCACCUCCAACAAUGUCAUUACCUUUACCAACACAUUCAGGUACAAUAAUUCCACAAUCACGACCAUCUUCAACUAUGUAUAACCCAUUACUUACAUCGUCAUCUACACCAUAUAUACAAGAAAGUAGUCGCAAUAAUAGUCCAACAAAUAUUUCUUUCCAAUCACAACCACUACCACCUCCACCACCUCCUCCUUCUUCUGUUGAUCCACCAUCAGAAUCUUUCCGAUUUAAGAAACCCGUAAAUGAUAGUUCUAUUAACAUUACUCAGUUCAAUCCUCUCUUGACUAACACUAAUCCACUUAUUCCUACUUUCGUCACCUAUCCUACUUCUAAACCUCAACAACCACAACAGAAAUUUAAACAGAACAAUAAAAAAAAUAAAGCUAAUACCAAAAAGCAAAAACUUAACAACAAUAAUACUAACAAAAAACAACAACAACAGCAGCAAGUGCAGCAAACGAACAUUAGCAGCAAAUAUAACUUUUUUACAAAUACAGCUGAAGAUGCCGAUGAUGAUGAACAAGAAAGAAGAAGGAAAAGGGCUGAAAGAUUCAAUACAACGCCUUCUUCUAUCAUAAUGCCAAACAAUUCAUCAUCAUCAUUAUCAUCAUCUUUAGUAUCUAUGAAAUCGGCAACAUCAUUAUCAUCGGGGGCAUUAAAUACAGCAAAUAACCCCGAUGAUGCUGAUGAAGAUUUCGCAAACUUAAAUGCAAGAAGUACUAAAUCUCACAAAUACGAUAAAGAUAAAUUAAUCGUUGGACGUUGUCAAAAUUUAGAAAAAUCUUAUUUAAGAUUAACAUCUGAACCUAAUCCUGACUUAGUUCGUCCUUUAUCCAUCUUAAAGGAAACGUAUAAAUUAUUAAUGGAUAAAUACACGAAAAAAACUGUAAAUUACACAUACCUUUGUGAUCAAUUGAAAUCAAUGAGACAAGAUUUAAGAGUUCAAAAUAUUGAAAAUAAAUUCACUAUACAAGUCUAUGAGUUCCAUUCACGAUUAGCACUAGUAAAUGAUGACUUGGGUGAGUUUAAUCAAUGUCAAAGUAGAUUAUUAUAUUUAUUUGAUCUUUUGAAACCCACAUUAAAAUCAAUUCCAGCCAUAGAGGAAUUCUUAAGCUAUCAAAUUUUAUAUUAUCUCUUGACUGAGGAUAAUUCAUCCAUCAUAGAUUUGAAAUUGAAACUUAUUCGAGAAAAUCCAAAAUUUUUACAACAUGAUUUAAUUCAAAAGGCAUUCUAUAUGUUCCAUUUAAGAUUAACAAAUAAUUAUAGAGAAUUUUUCAAAUGUUAUUCCAAAAAGAUGAAUGGUCAUGGGAAAAAUUUAAUUAAUGCAUUCAUUGAAAAGGAACGAUUGAAAACUUUAUCAAUUAUUUGUAAAAGUUAUAAUCAAAUUAACUUGGAUUUCUUAAUGGAUCAAUUUCAAUUUAAUCAUGAGGUAAAUAUUUUGGACUUUUUGAAGAAAAAUAACUUAAAUCAAUUUAUCAUUACGAAACAUAACUCGGUGAAACAUUGCGAUUAUAAAGUCUUGGAUACUAAAAAUUGUAGAUCAUUAGUUUGGCAAUUAUAUUUGAAAUCGAAAAAAGUAGAUAUUAAGGGUCAAAAAUAA